AUGGAAAAAACCAAAACAAAACAAAUGUCAAAGUUUGGUGACAAAAUUAUAAGAUUGUAUCUGACUUUGUAUUUUGUAGAUUGUAUACCAUGUACAGAAGAUUUAUUCCAAUGUGAUAACUGUCGAUGUAUCUCUAAAAGUUGGCUCUGUGACCACAACAACGACUGCGGAGAUAACUCAGAUGAGGCCCAUAACUGCUCGUAUCCUGCCUGUUCGGGGUCUGAAUACCGCUGUGCCAAUGAGAGAUGUAUCUCCCAGCAGUGGUUGUGUGACGGAAAUGAUGAGUGUGGAGAUAAUUCAGACGAACUAGACUGCGAUACACAAUCCUCAUCAGGACAGCAAGUAUUUGAAAAGUUUAGUCUGUAUAUUUAUUAUUUUUUGAGAACUAUUCUAUCUGGUGGUAUCCAAGUUCCGUCAGCACUGUCAUUGGCUGUAUUCGAGGACUAUGUUUAUUGGACGGAUGCUACGAAGAAAGGUGUAUUGAAAGUGAAUAUGUACGGAGGGGACCCUGAACAGAUAUAUGAAACGCGGGGCAAUAUUGUGGGCUCUAUUAAAGUUUCUCAUAUAAACAAACAACCCCAACCAGCAAGAUAUAACUGUAGACCAGGAGAAUGGGCGUGUCCCCACAAUGGAAAGUGUAUCUCUAUUUAUAAUGUCUGUGAUAAUAAGAGAGAUUGUGAUAAAGAUGAAGAUGAAGUUAUGUCUUGCAGUUGGAUUAAUUGCGGUGUAUUGUCAUGUGAUAAUAAAUGUCGAUCAACGCCAUCUGGUGGAGUUUGUCAUUGUAAUGUAGGAUAUCAUAUCACCCCCGAUAAUAAUAGAACCUGUGUAGAGAUCGAUAAAUUUAUAUUAUUUGCCUCAAUGCAUGCCGUACGAGGUAUUCCUGUAGAAGAAUCAGACACGUAUUCCGUGGAUGCCAUACAACCAAUCAUCGGACCAAGUCGAGGCCGUAAUGGCCGAAACUACGUAGCAGUUGACUAUAUAGCUGAAAAUGAAACCGUAUUUUUUUCUGAUGUUCGAAAUCUUGUUAUUUAUCAAGGAAAGUUAGGUGAUUCAGAUCCAGUCCCACUAGUUGUUAACAGUAUUAGAACAGUAGAAGAUCCAGUCCCACUAGUUGUUAACAGUAUUAGAACAGUAGAAGGUCUGUCAGUAGACUGGAUGUCCAAGAAUUUGUAUUUUACCGAUUAUGCUCAGAGAACAGUGUCUGUGGUCCGAAUCGAACAGCCUGGAGACAGACGUGACGUCAUCAAAGACUUGGGAAAUCCCAGAUCUAUUGUUGUCAACCCCUUAAAAGGGGUGAUAUUUUUCUCUGAUUGGUUGAGAAACUCGAUGCAGACGGCGUAUAUCGCUAGGGCGUACGGAGAUGGUAGUAACGUCACCAAGAUAAGACAACAUCAACUUGGCUGGCCGAAUGGUUUGUGCGUUGAUUUUGAAGCGGAUCGUUUGUAUUGGGUGGAUGCUUAUUUUGACAGAAUUCAAAGUUCUGAUUUUAACGGCAAUGAUUUGACCACGUUAGAAGGACAUUCUAUAACUCAUCCAUUUGGAAUUUCUGUUUAUAAAGAUAGUAUAUAUUUUACCGACUGGAGGAUGGAAGCCAUUUUGAAAAUUGAUAAAAAUGGUGGAAAAGAACGUAGAAUUCGAUCAGGGAUUGGUAAAAUGAUGGGAAUUAAGAUUUUUGAUAAAGAUUUACAACCAAUAUCUUCUCAGAAUCCAUGUACACGAAGAAACGGAGAUUGCUCCCAUUUCUGUUUCCCGGUACCAGUCAGUCCUAGUUUAAUAAUAAUAGGCCGUCACUGUGCCUGUCCCUAUGGUUUCAAACUGAAAGAAGAUCAACGAUCGUGUGAACCCAAUCCCAACGAACCUAACCCCGCCUCCUGUCCGUCUGGUUUGUACGAAUGUAGAAAUAGACGAUGUAUACCUCAAUCGUAUAAAUGUGAUCGAGACAACGACUGUCUGGAUAAUUCUGAUGAAGACGAUUGUCCGACAGCAACACCGACAUGUUACUCAGGAAGAUUUAGAUGUAAUAAUGGAAGAUGUAUAUUUCACGGGUGGGUUUGUGAUGGAGAUGACGACUGCGGUGAUAAUUCAGACGAAGCUCAGAGUUUGACUUGUGCCCCACCCCCAUUCAGUUGUCCAUCAGGAGAAUGGGAAUGCCCUGGUACCAGAGUCUGUAUUAAUAUUACCAGCGUCUGCGAUGGUUCCAUAGAUUGUCCUCAAGGUCAUGACGAAAGUCCAGUCUGCAAUUCGGAGAGUUGUAGGCUAGAAAAUGGUGGCUGUAGUCAUCGUUGUAUUCAGACUCCGCGUGGUGCUGAGUGUUUCUGUCCUGAAGGCCAAGAAUUGAAUGAUACCAAGAUCUGUCAAGAUAAGAAUGAAUGUGACCCCCCAGGAAUUUGUAGCCAGACGUGUAUUAAUACGAAGGGGUCUUAUAAAUGUCAAUGUGACGAAGGUUAUUCUUUAUUACCCGAUAAAAAAACAUGUCAAGCUAGCAGAAACACGUCUGAAGUGUUUCUAUUAGUUGCUACAAGAAAGACUAUCAUACGAUCUAGUCUAGAUGCCUGGAUGUACAAGUCUUUACCACUGGUUAACCAGAGAUCGCUGUCUGCUAUUGAUAUAGACGUAGCCACAGGACAUAUUUACUAUUCUGAUACAGGCCUGAAGAAGAUUUUCAGAGCUACGUAUAAUGGCAGUAACUCGUGUGAAAAGAAACCAUGCAGUCAUCUGUGUCUGCUAUCACCAACAUCAGAAUUAGGUUAUAAAUGUUUGUGUCCAGUUGGAUUCAAGAUGGAUGCCACCAGUCAUGUUUGUAAACAAGCUAGUGAAGUUGUAUUGUUAUACAUGCAGCCUAGAAUGAUAUCAGGUAUAAAACCUGAUAGCAAGGGUAAACCAAGUAUGAUACCAGUUACUUCCCUUGUUGAUGGUUUAGAUUUCGACUACGACAGUCGCGAAGGUUUUAUAUACUAUAUCGAGAAGGAAAACGGUAGUUUGAGAAGAAUUCAAAUCAAUGGUCAAAACGCGUCAGAAUUUGUCCCGACGGCUGUCAUUGGUCAGCCUAAUGCCCUGGCUAUUGAUUGGCUCUCUAAUAAUUUAUAUUGGGCCAAUGAAGAUAUGAGCACGAUAGAAGUUAUGAAGAUGAUGGGGGAGAAACACUAUCGUAAAAUAUUAAUCAGUAAUAAUGGGAAAGAGACUGAUGUAGCUGCUCCGUUAUCUAUUUGUUUAGAUCCAGUUCAAGGGAAACUAUAUUGGUCUGAUAAAGGAGGUAAUGGCGUCCCUGCUAAAAUAGGCGUAAUGAAUAUGGACGGAACCAAGUCUAAAGUUUUGGUAUCAACUGAUAUUAGAGUACCACAAUAUCUUACUAUAGACAUCAAUAACCAGGCUUUAUAUUGGUCCGAUUCUUUCCAUCAAGACAUAUCGAAGUACGAUAUAAACUCUGGAGUAAAGAAGAGACUGAUUCCGAACCUAAGUUCACCAGGCGGUUUAACGGUUUACAAGAAUCGUUUGUAUUAUACUGAUUCUGAUUACGAGGCCAUCUAUGAGGCCAACUUUUCAAAUUUGACACAUCCAACGCAGGUCAAAAAUAAUCUUCCAAAAUUACAGUCACUGAAAAUAUAUUAUGACAGGCAUGAUAGUGGAAGCAAUGGGUGUUCAGAUAAUUACGGGGGAUGUUCACAGUUAUGUUUACCAGUUGGUGUGAACAAACAGAAGAAAUGCGACUGUGGUAUCGGAUUUGUUUUACAAUCCAAUGGUGAUUGCCAAGGUAAACAUAAUUACCAUUAA
Molecule: messenger RNA, 3771 nt
Organism: Lottia gigantea (owl limpet)
Lineage: Eukaryota; Metazoa; Mollusca; Gastropoda; Lottiidae
Exons: 25
Coding region: 1-3771 (1256 amino acids)
Molecular function (GO): calcium ion binding; protein binding
Source: RefSeq, a predicted model, not a curated record